Canis lupus familiaris (dog) is the source of this 4989-nucleotide messenger RNA. RefSeq names its product POC1 centriolar protein B (gene POC1B). Gene Ontology annotation, biological process: cilium assembly. The transcript has 2 exons. The record is from RefSeq and is a predicted model, not a curated record. The coding region runs from base 141 to 1517 and encodes 458 amino acids. Gene Ontology annotation, cellular component: Golgi apparatus; ciliary basal body; centriole. Gene Ontology annotation, molecular function: protein binding. NCBI's taxonomy places the organism in Eukaryota, Metazoa, Chordata, Mammalia, Carnivora, Canidae.
CCGCUCCCCUUCCAGGAGGACCCGGUCCUGGAGCGGUAUUUUAAGGGCCACAAAGCUGCGAUCACCUCCGUGGACUUCAGUCCCAGCGGCAAACAGCUUGUGACAGGAUUUCCCUGCACCGCCACAUAGAGGAUAAGCGAAUGUACGAGUGCAGAGCCAAGACGUUUGACUAUCGCAGCCUCCCCACCACCUCCGUUAUCAUCGCCUUCUAUAAUGAAGCCUGGUCGACCCUGCUCCGCACCAUCCACAGUGUCCUGGAGACCUCCCCUGCAGUCCUUUUGAAGGAGAUCGUCCUGGUGGAUGACUUGAGCGACCGAGCUUAUUUGAAGACGCAGCUGGAAACGUACAUCAGCGACCUCGACAGAGUCCGCUUGAUCAGAACGAGUAAGCGCGAGGGGCUGGUGAGAGCCCGCCUCAUCGGGGCCACUUUCGCCACUGGGGACGUCCUCACUUUCCUGGAUUGUCACUGCGAGUGCAACUCGGGCUGGUUAGAACCGCUCUUGGAAAGAAUUAGUGAAGACGAAACAGCAAUCGUUUGUCCCGUUAUAGACACCAUCGAUUGGAAUACUUUUGAAUUUUAUAUGCAGACCGGGGAGCCCAUGAUUGGUGGGUUUGACUGGCGCCUAACCUUCCAAUGGCAUUCCGUCCCCAAACAUGAGAGGGACAGACGGAAAUCGAGAAUUGACCCCAUCAGAUCGCCCACCAUGGCUGGAGGACUGUUUGCCGUCAGCAAGAAAUAUUUUCAGUACCUUGGAACAUACGACACCGGAAUGGAAGUGUGGGGAGGUGAAAACCUUGAGCUGUCUUUUAGGGUGUGGCAGUGUGGCGGGAAAUUGGAGAUCCACCCGUGUUCCCAUGUGGGCCAUGUGUUCCCCAAGCGGGCACCAUAUGCUCGGCCCAAUUUCCUCCAGAACACUGCUCGGGCAGCGGAAGUGUGGAUGGAUGAGUACAAAGAGCAUUUCUACAACCGAAACCCCCCAGCGAGGAAAGAAGCUUAUGGUGAUAUUUCUGAAAGGAAAUUACUACGAGAUCGGCUGAAGUGCAAGAGCUUUGACUGGUAUUUGAAAAACGUAUUUUCUAAUUUACACGUUCCAGAGGAUAGGCCAGGCUGGCAUGGAGCUAUUCGCAGUAUGGGAAUCUCUUCUGAGUGUUUAGAUUAUAAUUCUCCCGACAACAACCCGACAGGUGCCAACCUUUCACUGUUUGGAUGCCACGGUCAAGGAGGCAAUCAAUUCUUUGAAUAUACUUCAAACAAAGAGAUAAGGUUUAACUCUGUGACAGAGUUAUGUGCAGAGGUUCCUGAGCAAAAAAAACACGUAGGGAUGCAAAAUUGUCCAAAAGACGGGUUCCCUGUUCCAGCAAACAUCGUUUGGCAUUUUAGAGAAGACGGGACCAUUUUUCAUCCACACUCGGGGCUGUGUCUUAGUGCCUUCCGGACACCUGAGGGUCGAUCUGAUGUUCAGAUGAGAACUUGUGAUGCUCUAGAUAAAAAUCAAAUCUGGAAGUUUGAGAAAUAGAGGAGCACAAUAGCACUUUUCUUUCUGAGCUGACAAUAGCUUCAAGAAAGUCAAAGAGCCUUUAAAGAAUCUCAGUGAAGAUUGUAUUUUAUCAGAAAUCACUCACUGGUCAUCUGCGAGAGCUCUGUGAAAGCUGUGUUUCAUUUUGGUAUAGAAGACUGAAAGUGGGUGCCUAGAGAGCUGCUGUUUAAUAUUUCAAAGUGCCUUACUCAUACGUUGUUUUAUUUAAGAGCUUUGUCAGUAUGGUUUCUUCUCCUUAAAGAAGUUGACUGUGAAUUGAGAUACACAAAACAUUUAAGCGCCAGACUUGAUACUAAAGAAUGUAAAAGUCUAAGCAGAAUGAGGGAUGAUUUAUGUUGACGAGUAAGUUUGUUUGCCCAUCCCUUUAACAACAAAACUCGCAAAUGGCGGGGUUUGAGCUAUUGCUGUUUCGGUUGUAUAUAGGAUUUGAAUUUCUUUUAGCCAACACAUUACAUUUUAGGUGUUAUUUCUUUAAUUUUAAUUUUUCUUUAAUCAACGAGAAAUCAAAGAAAGUUGAUCUUAAGGAAAAAAGUUUAGAUGUAUGUUUCAUUGGAAGAGGGCAUUAAUUCGAAUGUGAGUUUGGAGGUCUUUUUAACAUGCAGACAUCUCGGAAAAAAGUACACCCGCAUCUGAAUGAAACGGGGCUGUAUUUACAUUCCACACUCGGUGAGCUAUUACACUUCACUGAUCUGUAUUGAUACCUCAUAUUGCUCUGAAUUUGUAAGCUGUCCUCUCUGUGAACUCUUUUUGUGUGUGGCGGGCAUUUUCUGGUUGCACUUCCUUAAGUUAUGAAUGUCCUGGAGAGGGACUCAUUCACAACAUUGUGCUUCCCUUUGUUAAUGCUUGAUUGUUUAAAGUAAACACAGUUGUUGGCUCUCUGAAGUUAAACCCAACUGUGUUUACUGAAAUGUGUGAAACUGAAAGUGGGCCCCAAGCUACAAAGGCUGUGGGGGAUUCUUCGAGUCAUUCUUCCUGAUGAGGAAGGAUUUAUCAUAAACCAAGGAGAAAGACUGCCUGGGCACUGGUGAAUAAUGCUGCCUUGCAGCCUGUUUUCAGGCAGCUUUCAGAAAGUGGGUGCAUGAAUGAAUGAUGAAUGAAUCAAUGAAUGAAUGAAUAGCUCAGCCGUGGUCCUUUCAUGAUUUUGGUCCUGUCAUUUGACCAAAAGACUCUGUUUGGGUUUUAGUUUUCUCAUCUGUAAAACGUGGGUGCUGGAUUAGAUCUCAGAGAUCCCUUCCAGCUCUGAAAUGUUGUGAUUACAUAUUACAAUCAAUCUUGCAGUCUUUAUAACACUUUUUAUGUCCUCACUUUUAACACCAAUAAUGUGGAGCAACUUUCAGUCCAGUUAUGAAGCUGGAAAAGAGGGAGUUUUAAAAUGAAGUGAGCUGAAGGGCACCUGGGUGGCUCAGUUGGUUAAGGGUCCGGCUCUUGAUUUUAGCUCAGGUCAUGAUCUCUGGAGUCAUGGGAUCGAGCCCCACAUCUGUGGGCUCUGUGCUAAGGGGGGCUCCCACAUGAGAUCCUCUCCUUCCCUCUGCCCCUCCCCACACACUCUCUCUCUCUCUCUCUCUCUCUUUCUUUCGAAUGAGUAAAUCUCUAAACAAAAAUUAAGUGAGCUGAGCUCAACUGAAGUGGUUUAGUUUGAAUUAAGUGGAAAGUUGUGGUCAGUGUUUGUAUUCAUUUUAUUUUGACAGUUGUUGAACCAAUUUUGUUUUUAUCUUUACCCUUUCAAACUCUAAAAGUAAUCUUUUGGCCUAAGAAUAUGAAUAUUUUCCAAAACAAAUUAUCCGAUAAGUAAGUAUACUUUUUUUUUAAAGGAAAAAAAGUAUGUUUACUAGUAUUAUUUCAAUGCCAUAUCCAGAAAUCACAGGCUGAGUUUAGGAUUAAAUCUCAAUUAGUUUGCUUUGGUCCAGAUUUAUGAAAAAUGCAUAGUCCAUAGAGAAUUAACCCACAGUAUUCAUAAGUAAAGUUUUUUCAGUGUGUACAUGAUGACUGGAGGGAAGAAGCUUGGCAAAAUGUGAAUUUAAUUUCAAAAAGUAAAAGUGCUGUGUAUCUUGAAUAUUUUAUUUCUCUUUUGCUUCUUAAAAUGAAAGUGCGUUAAUAACUUUCAUUAAGUUAUUUAGCACCCUUAAAGUUUAUCAAAGAAUUGUCCAAAUUUCAUGUGCAACAUACAUGGCUAUGGGUGUAAUUUAAGAAGGACUUAUAAUAAUACUCUGAAUGUUGCAAAAAUGGUUGACAGCAGUUGUUCUCCUAAACCCACCCUCUUCCUCUUGCCCAGUCUACUUUUUAAUUUAAAUGACCCAUUCUCUUUUUGUUUAUUUUUUUUUUGUUCUUGUUAGCCCCCUAUCAAACAGAAAAAACUAAAAUUGAUGUGUUCUGAAACUACUUAUUGGAAUUAUUUUAUUCCAAUAUCUUGCUGCUUCUGUCAAAAAAUUAAGGGGUCAUUGAAAAGUAAAGUACUUGAUUGUUUACCUAUUGCCUAAAUUGCAGGACGUGACCUAUUAAUGUUUUUGGAAGGAAUUUUUGGAAAGUGUCUUAUGUAUAUCAAUAACUUGAAAGUGUCUGGUUGUUCUUUUCUCCUGAUAGUGUAGGUAGCAGAAGAAAGAGACUUCCAUAUUUUCAUCUAUAGACAUUUCCGAUUUAAUUUCAAAAACACACGGUCAAAUUGCAAACAAAAUUUAUUUUGAAUUCCCUAGUUCCAGUUUAUUGGUACCAAAGUUCUCUUUUGCUGUAGACAAUUAAGAGUUGACCUUUUAAGUUACUUUACAUACUAAUAACAGUUUCAGUACGAUAUUUGGUAGACAAGAGGUUUCCAUUUUAAAUGGUCACUGUCAUUUAGUGUCCAGUUUUAUGAGUAGAUUGUCUAAAUCGGCAUUUCUAGCAGUCCUCUUUUAAACAAAUGGUAACCUAGUCAUCUGCAGGAUCUCUGUAACUCAGAAUAACUUGUUUGUAAAAGAAGAUCUGUUUACUCUCCCGGGGGUAGGUUCCUGCAUAUUCAUUUUAUGUUGGCAAAUCAGACUUUUCCAGGUUGAAGUCAAGAAGUUAUUUUUUAAGUUGUAUAGUCUUAGUGGUUUUAGGAUCUCAGUUUUAAUUAAUAAAAUAUUUAGUGUUGACUUGUUUGUCCCUUUAAAUUGCUGUUUUAAUCAUAUUUUUAAAAGAGCACAAAAAAUGUUGGGGUUCAGAUUAAUCUCUUUUGAACAAUGAAUUUUUUUUCCUGUAUGAUGAGCAGUUUCCAUCCUCUUUUCUCCCUUUGUUAAUGGUUUUUGCAAUAUUGAUUAAGACAUAAAAUAAAAUGUGUGGCUAAUUAUUUUUGCAAAUGGAUUCUAAUGAUUUUAGUCUGUGGGGUCAUUGUUUCUAUUGUGCACAUUUGUUGAUGGUAACAGAGGUGAGUUAAGUUUGUAAUUAUUUUGCUUGUUUGAAAAUAUGGACAGAAUAUUAAAAAGUCAAAGUUCCUGCA